GGGCAGGACUGUUGGCGAGUGAAGUAAGUCUCUGCCAGCUGGAAGCGGGGCGAUUUGUGAGCAACCGAUCGGCUCAAUCAAUCGUCGUCAACGCUAGAUUUGGGGAUCGGGGAGGAGGAUAGGUUUCACAUCAGCCUCAUGGCCUGAUAGGGGAGGGCCUCGGGACGAGAGAGAAACAAGAAAAGAGAGAAACCCCGUCCCGGCAACUAGACCGUCCGCUCCCGUCGCCAGAGUGCCGAGUAUAACCCAGGCUAGAGCCGCCGCCGUUUCUUAUCCAGACGCUGGAAAAAGUCCUGUAAUAGUGCCAGCUCACACUAUGCCGCCGCCUAGAGCCACAAAUGUCUUCGCCGCCGGGCUCGCUGCGUCGCCUGUCACCGAGGCUUUGGAAAGCCUGGUCCUAACACACCUUGAGCAAGCUGCUCUUAGAGUCCAGGAAGCCACUGGCGUUGCUUUCUCUUCCUCAGACCCGUCGCCGUCAGAGUCAUGCCCGGCAGCACAACAAGAUGUCGCGGCGUUGGUGACCGAGAUGGGUGACUACCUGGCCCGGACCGCAAUGAUAUGGUCUUGUCUUAUCCAAAGCCUUAUACAAGGACCUCACAUCGACCUUGUCACGCUUCAAAUCUUACAAAAGUCCAAGGCAGAUACGCGGGUUGCAGAUCUGUCUGCGUCUGUGUCAAUGGACGUCACGCUGAGCCGUCUUCGCCAGAUGCGCGAUCUGGCGGAGAAGUACUCGCGGGAUGUUCAGGCCGUCUGGAGGAUUAGAGGCCACAGGAGGCCGAGCCCGCCUUGCUCACGAGCGGGGGAAACCGCAGCAAAGCCAUUGCUGACUUCGACGCCCAUGGUGACAAUACCACCGCCGGCGACAGCGGUAAUAGCAGCAGCAUCGGUAUCGGCAGCGACGUCUGAAUCGGCAGCAACGCCGCCAGCAGCAGAAUCCCCGAUAUCCGUAGCAACGCCGGCAUCAGACGCAACGCCGACCGCGGCAACCCCGAUCGAGCAGGAUGACUCGGACGACUACUCGGAUGAAAACCAGUUUGCGGGUAUCAACAUGAAGGCCCUAAAGCAACGAGGCAAAGGAAAAUACUACUGCCCCCGGGGCCAUCACUGCGACAAGGGCGGGGUCGACAAGCAGGGAAACCUGGUACUCUUCGACCGUAACUCAUCUUUUGCGUAUGUAGUCAUCAUUCCCCAUCCAGCGCAUGGCGACGAGCCGUCCAACUGCGUCCCGUUGCUUGCCUGUCCCCAGGUUCUCCCUACCUCGUCUGACCACUAG
Molecule: messenger RNA, 1273 nt
Organism: Trichoderma reesei QM6a
Lineage: Eukaryota; Fungi; Ascomycota; Sordariomycetes; Hypocreales; Hypocreaceae
Exons: 3
Coding region: 317-1273 (318 amino acids)
Source: RefSeq, a predicted model, not a curated record